UAGAACCCUGCUUAAACAUCUUGUCAUACUACACCCUCAUCUACCUAGUUAUCUCAUCUAAAGACUAUACCUAACCUCUUCGAAUCAACAACCACACACACACACACACACAUAUAUAUAUCCAUACAUACACAAUGGCGGAAAAGACUGCCGUUCUGACGGAAAAAGCACCGAAGCCUUUAGCUGGCAUUUAUAGCCAAGCCAUCAAAGCUAACGGCUUCGUGUUUGUUUCCGGCGCUGUUCCCAUGGACGCCGAGACGAUGAAAAUUGUUGACGGUGAUAUUAAAGUGCAUACUCAUCAAUGCAUCAAGAACCUUGCCGCCAUCCUCGAGGCUUCGGGGUCCGAUCUUAAUAAAGUGGUGAAGGUCAACGUCUUCAUUUCUAAUAUGGAUGACUUCGCUGCUAUGAACGAGGUAUACAGCCAGUACUGGGGUGAAGUGAAGCCCUGUAGAACUUGUGUCGCGGUGAAGACGUUGCCACUUAAUGUCGAUGUCGAAAUCGAGUGUACUGCAACUUAUUAAAUUCCAUAUGUCUUCUACGACAUAGGAACGCCUAGUUGAUCGAACUCUUAGGAUGUACUGCUACAAAAAUGCGAAAACAACAGAUACUUAGGUAGUAAUACUUCUCGGUUUCAUCAUUCAGCUUCACUCAGCAUCCAAGACGAUCUAAUUAAAUGACACACACAAGUCUCGACGCCGCCUGCAAGCUGGGAUAUGUACUGUGUGUGUAUGUACUCGGUUCUAGCGCGAAUCACAUUCACUGUCGACCACAACUA
Messenger RNA from Annulohypoxylon maeteangense, 775 nucleotides. Its product is annotated as L-PSP endoribonuclease family protein Brt1. The coding region runs from base 135 to 521 and encodes 128 amino acids. Gene Ontology annotation, molecular function: deaminase activity. The record is from RefSeq and is a predicted model, not a curated record. Gene Ontology annotation, cellular component: cytosol; mitochondrion. NCBI's taxonomy places the organism in Eukaryota, Fungi, Ascomycota, Sordariomycetes, Xylariales, Hypoxylaceae. The transcript has 3 exons.